Tauraco erythrolophus (red-crested turaco) is the source of this 1333-nucleotide messenger RNA. Lineage: Eukaryota; Metazoa; Chordata; Aves; Musophagiformes; Musophagidae. The record is from RefSeq and is a predicted model, not a curated record.
UGAUGUGACUGAAGUGCAAAUCUUCAUAAUAAUCAUGCAUUUACUGGCAGUGAUUGGAGGACCACCUUUUUGGCAAUCUCUGAUUCCAAUACUGAAUAUUCAGGUGAAAAUAUUCCCAGCUCUAUGUACUGUCGCAGGAACCAUAUUCUCCUGUACAAACUACUUUGGUGUGAUCUUCACAGGUGGAGUUGGCAAAAACGGAUCCACUAUAGCAGGAACGAGUGUCCUUUCACCUUUUCUUCAUAUUGGCUCAGUGAUCGCGUUGGCUGCGAUGAUCUACAAGAAAUCUGCUGUGCAGCUCUUCGAAAGGCAUCCCUGCUUGUAUAUACUUACUUUUGGUUUUGUAUCUGCUAAGAUAACAAAUAAACUAGUGGUUGCACACAUGACCAAAAGCGAAAUGCACCUGCACGACACAGCGUUCAUAGGCCCAGCACUAUUGUUUCUGGACCAGUAUUUUAACAGCUUUAUUGAUGAGUAUAUCGUACUCUGGAUCGCCCUGAUCUUUUCCCUCUUUGAUUUGCUUCGGUACUGUGUCAGCGUGUGCAAUCAGAUCGCUGCCCACCUGCACAUCCACGUGUUCCGAAUCAAGCCCUCCUCCUCCUCACAUUCUAAUCACCAUUAGUGAAUGGGGAGUCACCGUACGGAGAAAGAGGAAAGAGUUGGUUUUCUACACGAGCGGAUGUGAGGAUACGUAGGAGACUGAGGCAAAAAGCAGAUAAGAACAAAGUAAUUUAUAAUAAUCGGUGUUGUAUAACUUUUCUUCUUUGUUAUCGGUAACACUCCUUAACUAGUCUCCUGCCUGAGAGAGUGAAUUCCAAGUACACCCUAGUCAACUCUACAUGUAGUCAACUCUUGGUUCAAAGCCCGGGAAAGCAUGCAGGGGAGUAAUGCUCUGUCUUUGUAAUUACCUUGAUUACAAAAUAAUCUAUCUAUGGUGAAUGGAUCCCCAGCAACCGAAGUUUCUAAUGUAGUAUAAUUACAGCUGCAAUACGACUUGCUUUUAAUUUUAAUAUCUCAUCAUCUCUUAGUGAAAUACUUGUUUAGUGUCCACUCGAAAUUUAUUUACUAAAGACCUGAGCUGGGAAAAGCAGAGAUAUCUCACUAGGUUGUGUAGCUGCAGCAGCUGUCGGGGUGUGAGCCCAGCCUGAUGGGCUUCUCUUGCCCGAGCAUCGCUGGCGAAGCGGCUCCUCGCCGAAGGAGAAGGCGAGGAACAGGGUUCUGCGAGCGGGAGGGAUGGCCGGCAUGCAAAAUAGUGUGGUAUCUUGGUCAAUUAAUUUUAUUUUUUUAAAUAAACGUUAUCUAAAAAGACAACUUAUUUCUCAAUUUUCUUCAG